Messenger RNA from Pleuronectes platessa (European plaice), 2724 nucleotides. It is a transcript of the gene lmo3, whose product is annotated as LIM domain only 3. The coding region runs from base 221 to 658 and encodes 145 amino acids. Gene Ontology annotation, cellular component: nucleus. Gene Ontology annotation, biological process: positive regulation of transcription by RNA polymerase II. Lineage: Eukaryota; Metazoa; Chordata; Actinopteri; Pleuronectiformes; Pleuronectidae. The record is from RefSeq and is a predicted model, not a curated record. The transcript is spliced from 4 exons. Gene Ontology annotation, molecular function: DNA-binding transcription factor binding; transcription coactivator activity.
CCGACAUCCCAACAACUUGCGCAACUUUUUCUUUUUUUUCCCCCAGAACUCCUUGUCGCCAAGUUUUUUUUCUGCAGACAACCUGGAGUUUGGCAAGCGCUGAGAGAAAGUUGCCCCGUGGCCACUUUUGGUUCAAAGUCGAGAGAAGUCGAGACGACUGCCUCACAAACCUCUGCAGCAUUUGUUUCGGGCAUCCCUGGCUCUACUUCAAGGUAUACAAAUGCUCUCCGUCCAGCCGGACACCAAGCCAAAAGGCUGUGCCGGCUGCAACCGGAAGAUCAAGGACCGCUACCUGCUGAAGGCCCUCGAUAAGUACUGGCACGAGGACUGCCUCAAGUGUGCCUGCUGCGACUGCAGGCUGGGCGAGGUGGGCUCCACGCUCUACACCAAAGCCAACCUCAUCCUGUGCCGGAGAGACUACCUACGGUUGUUUGGUGUAACGGGGAACUGCGCGGCCUGCAGCAAGCUCAUUCCAGCCUUCGAGAUGGUCAUGAGGGCCAAGGAGAACGUCUACCACCUGGACUGCUUCGCAUGCCAGCUCUGCAAUCAGAGGUUUUGUGUGGGAGACAAGUUUUUCCUGAAGAACAACAUGAUCCUGUGCCAGACAGACUACGAGGAGGGGCUGAUGAAGGAGGGCUACGCUCCCCAGGUACGCUGACCCUCGUAGGCCGGCACGGAGGAAGAGGAGGAGGAAGAGGAGGAGUGGGAGAAAGAGAGAGACUGACGGAGAGCUUGCAAUCACACAACAAAAAGCACUAUAGCCUCCUGUCCAUCUUCUGUCCCCCACAUGUACAUAACUAAGAAAGCCUCCCUUGGAGGGGACACAUUCUGCUGUACAAAAUAGCCAUAGAGACGCCGGCGUGGCAGAGAAAGGCCCUGGAAGCAUACAACAUACUACAACUAUGAAACAACAGUUUGUCCAUUUCUUUGUUUGUGACUGACGGAUGCUGCCUCUUCCAUUCAGGCCAACUAACACUGGCCCCAGAGCAAUUUCUAACCAACUGGUGUUUCCCAGUUGUUGGAAGAAAAAAAAGUGAACCCACCCAAACCAGACUUGUCUCGUUUUAUCUGACAAGGACAGACAGCGUCCCACAUGACUGCACAGUCCAACAACUUAUACUUGAAUCUUAAAACACACUGAGGUAUUGUCAAUCAAUGUAAUUUUGCGAUGAAGACCUUUUUACUGUAUUGAUAUCGGAUUAAAAAACAUGCUGAAUGUAAACUGAAGAGCGGCAAAACUAACGCCUUGGGAUGAGUGAUUUGUUGCAAUGUGUGUGUCUGUAUGUAUGUGUGUGUAUGUGUGUGUGUGUGUGUGGAUCCCUCUUCAGGAUGAGCACUUCUCUGCAGUGCAGUCUCACAAGGCUUGGUCUGGUCCAUAUAGUCGUUUCAGAACCCUCAAGAUUCCAAAGCUGUUCCCCUUAAACAACCGAGUCAUUGUACUGUCGACCCAUGAUGACUCGUGUCAUGUAGGUGUGACUUUAUGGUCGCACAUCUCCAGAGAUAACAAUAAAUGUGUGAUUAGAAAGUCUGAAUGUCAAUGGAAUGACCUUUCACAGGUCAAAACCGGCAACAUCGGAAAACAUGGAUACAUUUGCUAAUUCUAAUGUGAACAUCAUUAUCCACCAUUCGGCUCUGAGCUUGUAUCCUCCUGCCUUCCCACCACCACACACAAGUCACACUGAGUCAGCAGCAACUAGCAGGUGACCGAAGCGGAGCAGAUAUUUAUCACGGGAGUAGGUGGAGACCAAAGCGGAGCUAAAGUGAGAGUAAAGAUUGGCUGUUGUCUCCAUUGAGAUGCUAAAGUUGCUCUCUGUCUGCUGGAUGUGUAAAUAUGAAGCUCAGUAUGUUCCUAGCUACAGUGUGUGAAACGUUGUGUCUUCAGCUUGUUUAAGAACGAAAUAAAAGAAUACAUUUAUAGCAGCUCUAAACGUUAUGGACCAGACUUUAUGCCUGUAGACAAACACCCGGCUGUGUGAGAUCUUUCAUGAGGUGACGAGAGUCGGUUCCAUUCCUAAAAUGCAUUCCGUCAGAGCUCCUUUCAGCAGUGGGUUGGACUGUGACUCCAGGCUCUCUUCUCCUGCGGUGGAAGAAGGUGCAAUUUCUUUUUCUGCCGGAAACAGUCUUUCUAUUUAUUGAAACCUCGCUUUCGCAUUGGUCAUGGAGGCAGGAUGUCGUAGCGUCCGUCGGGGGGUGAAGGGAUCGGUGUGGGUUGGAGGGCGGGUUGGUUACUUUUUUGUACACUAUUUAUUUGAUAAACGUUCGAUGCUUCACCAGUUGUCCGAGAUUUUGCAUUGUUUGACUUGCUGGUACGGAAAUCCAGUCGAUGUUUUCUCAAUCACUGGCUUAUGUUGAGGAUGGCUCUGGGUUCAGUCACCUGCACUCUACAACAGGUCAGUCAUCUCAGUCGUGAUUGCCCCCCCCUGCUGCAGAGGAGUCACAUCCCUUUCAAACGUUCAACAAUGUUCAUGUUUCUAAUAUUAAAUAUCAGCAUCUGAAUGUGUGAUACGGCGCUCAGCAACAUUUCUUAGCUGGUAAAGAAAAGAUCCUUCUCUAAUUUGUAAAUUAUGGGUGUACAUAAAAGAAAUAUUCAUUUUUGCUUGCUAUUGUACAAUGAUUUCUUUUUAUGUGUCAUCCAGCAUGAGAUGUUUAUUUUUAGGACAACGCUUGUAAAUACUGUAAUUGUAAUAAUUUUAAGCACAAAUGUAAUACAGUUUUAUUGUGUUA